Babesia sp. Xinjiang is the source of this 2190-nucleotide messenger RNA. RefSeq names its product Vacuolar protein sorting-associated protein 1 (gene vps1). Gene Ontology annotation, cellular component: membrane; cytoplasm; microtubule. The record is from RefSeq and is a predicted model, not a curated record. Bases 1 to 2190 code for a protein of 729 amino acids. The transcript is spliced from 2 exons. Lineage: Eukaryota; Apicomplexa; Aconoidasida; Piroplasmida; Babesiidae. Gene Ontology annotation, molecular function: GTPase activity; microtubule binding; GTP binding.
AUGGCUAACCACACCGGAGCAAGCCUCAGGCAAGUAGUCAACCUGAUUGAUGAACUCAGGGAUAUAGGAUUACACAAAUAUAUCAACCUGCCAAGAAUAUGUGUAGCUGGCACACAAAGCAGUGGAAAAAGCAGUGUUCUAGAAAGUAUAGUAGGUAUUGAUUUCUUGCCAAGGGGAGAUGGAAUCGUUACAAGACGUCCUAUCGAAUUCAGGCUUAGCAAACUCACAGAAGAGGAUGCAGAUGGCAAUGUUAAACCAUAUAUUGUAUUUGAAGGAAAUGGAGAAAAGUUUUAUGACUUUGAAGUUGCAAGGCAACAUAUUCAAGAACUUACAAACCAAAAGGCUGGAGUAAAUAAAGGAAUUGUAGAUGACCCUAUCGUACUCUCCGUUUUCUCACCAGAUUGCCCAGAUCUAUCACUCAUAGAUUUACCAGGAGUAACGCGAGUGCCACUUAAAAACAGCGAUCAAACUGAUGAUAUUGAGGCACUUACAAAAGAUAUGAUCAUGAGAUACGCACGCGACCCGCGUACCAUCAUUCUAGCUGUAGUUGCAGCAAACGUGGACAUGUCCACUAGCGAUGCCCUGCAACUCGCAAGAAGAGCCGACCCUUUGGGGGUGAGGACAUUGGGAGUCAUCACUAAAAUCGACCUUAUGGAUCGAGGAUCAAACGCUGUGGCAAUGUUACAGAAUGAUGAAGUACCACUCAGGCUAGGAUACACAGGGGUUAAAAAUCGCUCGCAAAAGGAUAUCGCAGAGGGAGUCACAAUAAAACAAGCACUCGAAUUAGAACGACAAUACUUUUCUGAACACAAAAUAUACAAACAACUAAAGCCCAGCCUAUGGGGGAUACCGUCACUCGUAGAAAAACUCACAAAGGUAUUGUACAGACAUAUCAGUACCGUACUACCAGACCUCAAAGCGGAAAUAACAAACAGAAUCAAAACUGUGGCAGGAAAACUUGAGGCGCUAGGCGAGUCAGCACCAUCCGGAGCAACAGAAAGAAUUCACCUGCUAUGGCAGAUGACAACAGACUACUGCGAAGUAUUCGGGGGGAUCAUAAAAGGCAGAUAUGUUAGUCGCCUACAUGACUUCGUAGACAAAGACGCCGUUACGGGAAUGCAAAUUCGUACCAUUUUUAACGAACUUCUAGAACCGUUCAUAAUGCAAAAGGUAUUUGACCAACUUACGGAUGUCGAAAUAGAUCAAGCAAUACAAAUGCAUGAAGGAGACAGUCUACCUGGGUUCCCCAGCCCAGACACUUUCGAGUACCUCAUACUACCACAGUUGCAGAAACUGGUGCCACCAGCUGUAGAAUGCUUGGAACGGGUACAACAAACAUUAGACUUACUCGCUAUGAAGGUUGCGCAACGCAUAUUCGCCAGGUUCCCAUUACUAUAUGAGAAGGUUUUGGCAUUGUCGCAAAAAAUAUUCACAGAAGAAACACAAAAUGCAAGGGAUGUACUCGAAAAAUAUGUUGAAAGUGAAACUCUAUACAUUUUUACAAACGAUGCGCAGUACAUGAUGGACAAGGCCGAAGAAAGGGUGGAUGGAGCUAGAACUGGUGGAUAUGUUGUAGAAAAGGCUACCCAAAUCACUCAGGCGACAGGCAAAGCCAUAAGCGGCGUAUGGGAAGCGGCACAAGGCAAGAAAAGGAGAUACAGCUCGCAGUUUAUUCAGGAAAUAAGACGUAGACUUAACGUGUACUUCGCCAUUGUGCUCAGAAAUAUGAGGGACUCGGUACCAAAAAUUAUUGGGCAUUUCCUUGUCAGGAAGGUUCAACAGAACAUGCAGUACAAAAUAUACACCGCACUCACUCAACAGAACCAAGAGGAAUUGGAAACUACCUUUGGAGAACCACCGCAUAUUGCCCGUGAUAGGGAGUUGCUUAAGGAACAACUAGACGUUCUAAACAGGGCCAUGGGACUUCUGCAGCGAGACUUCUCGGCAUCACAGAGGGACUUAGAGUUGUUUGACGAAUCGUUCGACAAUGACUUGAAGAAUUUUAACAUCAAACCUCAGCGAUCCGCAAGCCCGUCUACAAUGCCCGAAGAUAUGCAAAAACGACCUGUAACGCAACACCAACAGCAGGAUGUUGCGACACAUACAGCCCAACAAACACCAAAGCCACAACCUCAACGCACAAGGGAACCCCCGCGAAGGAUCGUCGCGUCCAAUCCGCUGUUCGAUUGA